Solanum verrucosum is the source of this 1599-nucleotide messenger RNA. RefSeq lists its product as uncharacterized. Bases 692 to 1207 code for a protein of 171 amino acids. The record is from RefSeq and is a predicted model, not a curated record. NCBI's taxonomy places the organism in Eukaryota, Viridiplantae, Streptophyta, Magnoliopsida, Solanales, Solanaceae. The transcript has 9 exons. Gene Ontology annotation, biological process: phospholipid transport.
CUGCAGAAGAGUACACGUUGUUUAAGAAGGACCGCCUCUCAUCUUCUAGUCAAACGUGUCUCCUCAGCACUUCACCUUUUCUUGAAUGUUCUUCUACGCGUCUGCCACAACACCACCAUCACCCAUCCUCUCUCUGAAUUUGUGGGUUGAUAUAAAAUUCAUACUUCUUCUCUUCCCCUGUUUCCUGACUUAUUGGGUCACUGAAAUUGCAACGUUUCAUUCACUUUUGCUUCGGUCAAUAUAGUAGAAAUGGUUCAGAUUAAGGAAUUUCGAAUUGUGAUGCCCUUGUCAUUGGAAGAGUAUCAGGUAGCUCAGAUGUACAUGGUCAUGAAAAUGCAACAGGAAAGCACCACAGGUGAUGAAGGAGUGGAGGUUUUACAAAACAGACCAUUUAGUGAUGAUGAAUUUGUAGGGGGGCAGUACACAUCAAAAUUUUACCACUUGCAGAGCAAAGCGCCAUCUUGGUUGACUACAUUUGCACCAGCUGAUGCCCUUGUGAUGCAAGAAGAAGCCUGGAACGCAUAUCCUAAAUGUCGAUCAGGUUUACGUUCUUACUUGCAAUUAAUGUUCUUUUCUUGGUUAGUAUCCAAGUCUUCCUUCUGCCUUCAUACUAACCUAUUUACUGGUUUCUGUCGAACAUGUAUCACCAUUUGAUGCAGUUGUUAAGUCACCAUAUUUUUCGAAGUUCUUUAUGAGCAUUGACACCAUCCACAAAGCUGACAAUGGAUACUCUGAGAAUGUGCAUGGCCUGAGUGAGGACCAACUGGCAGUUAGGCAGGUGGAAGUUAUUGAUAUUGCUUCAGCUGCCACUGAUUAUUGGAGUUACAUAGUUGGAAGAAACAAUGUUGAUUUAUCUAAUUUCCAAUCAGCAAGAUGCGGUCGUGGACCACUCUUGGAAGGCUGGCAGGACCACUGUAGUCCCGUUAUGACAGCAUACAAACUGGUGACUGUAGAUGCUCCAUACUGGGGGUUUGGGAGCAGAUUGGAACAGGCUUUGAUGGCGGGGGAAAGGUCACUUUUCCUAGAGAGUCAUCGUAAUUGCUUCGCCUGGAUUGACGAAUGGUUUGGGUUGACAGUGGAGGUGUUGCGUGAGUUGGAGCGACAAAGUGAUUAUUCAUUGAAUAUGAAACUUGGCCGGCCUUGCUUGGCCGAGAGUUGGAUGACACAAGAGGAAUCUCCACUUGAAGGCGAAAAAUCUGUUGUAUGAAUGCACUGUUCAUAUCUAUGUUUAGCAGCUCUUGGUAUGGUUUUCAGAUUCAUAUACAUGGAAUGGGUCGCAAAUCGCAAUAGAAGAUUAUUGGUAGUGCAGUUUGCUGCAACAAUACAUAUGCUGUCAGCUUGUACAUGAAAAGGCAGGAAAAGAUGUUAAUAUUAUUCACAAGCAGCAAGGUUUUGUUUUCUGAUGCUUCUAUUCUUUAGAGGUAAGAUUAGGUAAUAAUGAAAGUUAUGUAGAACUGAAGACACAUUUUAGUGAAGGUAGUUUAGCUUAUUGAUCAUAAAGGCAUGAAGUGUAUAUGAUGAUAGUUUCAAAGAAUUACAAUUGUAUUUUCGUGUACAUUUUUUGGAUUCAUUUUUAGGGAUCUUUGAUUUUUACUUCUU